AUGAUCCCCAAACCUGGCAAACCUCCCGACUCUCCCGAAUCAUACAGGCCCAUUAGUCUUCUUCCACUAUUUUCUAAAAUUUUUGAACGAAUUAUCCUAAAACGCAUCCUUCCUAUCAUUGAAGCCAAUAUACCUAAUACCCAAUUUGGAUUUCGUCAUAACCACUCUACAAUACACCAAGUCCAUCGUCUUGUGGAUAAAAUAUCGUACACUCUUGAGAAAAAGCUUAUUUGCACAGCUGCCUUCCUCGACGUAUCACAGGCAUUCGACAGAGUUUGGCACGAAGGCCUACUCUUCAAACUCAAAUCUAUUCUUCCACCUACUAUUUCCUAUUAUUUAAAUCCUAUUUAG
Molecule: messenger RNA, 351 nt
Organism: Cinara cedri
Lineage: Eukaryota; Metazoa; Arthropoda; Insecta; Hemiptera; Aphididae
Source: the annotation of a GenBank genome assembly